AUGUUCAACUUUAAAGCAAAUUCAGAUCUGACAACACCAAGCAAUUCUACAGACACGAUUGCUAUUCAAAUGCUAAAUUAUUGUAUUCAGAACGGAGAAGAUGUCACCCUUCAAUCAUGCUUGGAUUAUUUAAAAUAUUUUAAAAAUAAUUUGGAAACAGCGCUCUUAUUUAUGAUCAAGUAUCCAAAAGAGAUGCAUGAAAAAACAGGAAUGAGUAUUCACUUGGCUCGAAACAUACUUGAAGACUCUGAAUUUAAUCUGCUAUUGUGUCAAUCUAGGGUAGAGUUGGUGCUGAAACUAAUUCAUGAAAGUGGCCUUAAUUUUGAAUUUUCGUACCAAUGUCUUGUCGAGUUCAAUUGGAAUUACCCUAAUGCACUGUUGAGAGUGAAUAACAUGAAAAAUAAUGGAGAAAUUCCAGAGAGAGGUUUUUUACGAUCGUCAAAUGCAGAAGCAUCAAACACUUUUUUGACGACUAGUACCAAGCAAGAAGUACCUGUCAAUGCCCAAUUUGUAGCUCCAUCUGCUUUCAACACGUUAAAUUCAACAUUUAUUGCCGCUGAAACAGUGGGCUCUUCAUUUAUCAAGCACGAAACAAACACGUUACCAAGACAUAAUAUUGAAACAAAACAAGAGUCAAGCACUGUAUCAAAAAAGAAAACAAAGAAUGCACAUGAAAAAUCAGUGUCGAUUUGCCAACACCCUGGAUGCUCCAAUCCAGUCGAAAAGAACAGAAAGAAAUACUGUGAAUAUCAUGCCGCACGACCUUUGAAAAUUAAGGCCAUGGAAGUUGAUUUUGUCAAGUGUGUAUAUGAAGGUUGCACAAACCCUGUAGAAAAGGGUAGAAAGAAGUAUUGUAAGGAACAUGGAUAUUCAAAAAAUAAAUAG
Molecule: messenger RNA, 885 nt
Organism: Naegleria lovaniensis
Lineage: Eukaryota; Heterolobosea; Eutetramitea; Acrasida; Naegleriidae
Exons: 1
Coding region: 1-885 (294 amino acids)
Biological process (GO): mRNA transport
Cellular component (GO): nucleus
Molecular function (GO): protein binding
Source: RefSeq, a predicted model, not a curated record